UUUUUUUUUUUUUUUGCUAUGCUUUGGAGCCUGGGUGGGUACACAGAUGGUAUGUUUAGCCAAAGCAUGAGGGAUAAUUUGGAAAUAAAUGAAAGUUUGAGUCUGUGGACGCAUCUGACGGGUUUGUGUUCUCUCUGUGUGUGUCUGGGUCUGUGUGACAGACCAUCAUAGCUUGUAUGCCUUGGGGUCCUUAGGCCUCUGGGUUGGAACAUGGCUGACACCCACCUGGUUGUCUUUGAUCCUCUUGGGGGUAGGUAGGCCAGAGAGGUAGUGAUCAUGAUCGGUAAUGAGGACACAGUGGCCAGCUGUAGAUUACAUGGGACAUGGCAAAAGAAACUUUAACCCACCCCAUGAAGAGAUGGAAGGUGUCAGACCCAGCCUGCUUCAGGCUUUUUGAAGCCCACAGGCCUAUUAGUGGCUGGCCUGGAUCCCUGGGGAGGUAGUCCUUCAUCUCCAAAUUUGAACAUGUCUGACUACUUCUACCUCCACCCCUAAUUGGUGCCGAUUUUGUCCACUUGGCCAUUUAAGCAGCAAAACAAACCUCCAAGCAGCUUGGAGUCGACUCGUAUCAGGAGCCGGUCAGGGUGUGAACGGGCUGAACCACUGGGCAGCUGGCCAGUCAGUUUAACAGCCUCAGACUGGGACUGGUAGUGUGUCCUUGUGCUGGCCAAUGCUAGCGUGGCAUGCCCAGGACCUCACAGACUGGGUUUCCACCAUGACAAGGGAUGGAACCAGCACUCGGUCUCUCUUCCCUCUCCCCCUCUCCCCUGCUGCUUUUCUGCUUCCAUUACAGCUCUCAUUCAGCUCCCCAGGCAGCUAGGCAGCCUCCCCUCCCCUCCCCUUCUUCCUGGUGGGGCUCAGGACCUCUUGGAGAUGGGAGAGUUUAAACACGUGUUCUCUCCCUCUCUGCACCCCACCCACCUUUGGCUUGCAGACGGCUGCAAGCUGUUUUCCUCCCCAGAAGAACACGGCAGCAGUAAGCAGUAAAUACCCAGGAGUCUCCCAAACACUUGCUCAACCAGCUUAGAGUGCCUCCGACGCCUCCGGUAGACACUGCUCAGGGGCAUGGUCUAGCAGCUCAUCGAGCCUGUGCAUCAUCUCCCAGCAGUUCUGAUCCCUGCUCUGCCUUGGCCUCCACUUGGCUCUAGGUUUAGUCCCCACUGCCAGUCGCCAUGGGUAAGCAGAACAGCAAACUGCGUCCCGAGGUGCUUCAGGACCUGCGGGAACACACGGAGUUCACCGACCACGAGCUGCAGGAGUGGUACAAGGGCUUCCUGAAGGACUGUCCCACCGGCCACCUGACCGUGGACGAAUUCAAGAAGAUCUACGCCAACUUCUUCCCCUACGGCGAUGCCUCCAAGUUCGCCGAACACGUCUUCCGCACCUUCGACACCAACAGCGAUGGCACCAUCGACUUCAGGGAGUUCAUCAUCGCCCUGAGCGUGACCUCUCGGGGCAAGCUGGAACAGAAGCUCAAGUGGGCCUUCAGCAUGUACGACCUGGACGGCAAUGGCUACAUCAGCCGCAGUGAAAUGCUGGAGAUUGUGCAGGCCAUCUACAAGAUGGUAUCCUCCGUGAUGAAGAUGCCCGAGGACGAGUCCACACCCGAGAAGCGAACAGACAAGAUCUUCAGGCAGAUGGACACAAACAAUGAUGGCAAACUGUCCCUGGAAGAAUUCAUCAAAGGUGCCAAGAGUGAUCCAUCCAUUGUCCGGUUGCUGCAGUGUGACCCCAGCAGUGCUAGCCAGUUCUGAGGGGAGAACGGGCUUUUGGACAGUUGUGAGAAACACAGGCUUGACCUGCCAUCUUCAGCUUUGCUUGCAAAAAUGGAUUCCUCCGUGAUCUCUCCUGCACUCCAGGGACCUGGGUCCAGGCAGCACAUCGCACCCACCUGGCCUGGCCUGCUGCGGCUCCCUCCUCUAUCCGUUUGAUGCCCCUCCCCCUCCAGUCCAGGCUGGUUCCUUCCUUCCAAGGGUUCAAGUGUUCUCAGCUGUAGGGCUCCUCCCUGCCCACAGGGGGCCCAGAGGCCCUUAAGGACACCAGACAGGACUUUUCAGUAUCUUACCGAGACCAGCUGAUUUAUUCAAUGAUCCCAGGUGACUUCGUGAGGAUGAAGAAGAUGAAGAGUAGACAGGCAAGCCCUUCCUGUGCAUGGCUCCACCUCCCUCGUUCAUUUUCUCUGACCAAAGCCGCUUGCACGUAUAUACCGUGGUUUCCUUACUUUUAAUAUAUGAGUUAUGUGUACGGUGAGAUGGACUAUAACGUUUAGCCCCUGUAUUUAAUGCCUCUGACUGCCUUUGAAGCAUGGUCCCCUGUGGCCUGUGGUUUCCCCCCACCCCCAAGUCUGGCUGUGCUGUGGUAUUUAUGCAUUCAUGAUUUGCCUGAUUCCACAGGAGAUACAUGCAUGCCCAGGGCUAUGGACAUCUGCCCUCUGUCCUGCAAAUACAGGUGUUUCUGUGUGUUCCGUCCUUCCUGUUGAUUGGUCUGGCAUAUUAAAAUGAUCAAAUAAACCAA
Mastomys coucha (southern multimammate mouse) is the source of this 2514-nucleotide messenger RNA. It is a transcript of the gene Hpcal1, whose product is annotated as hippocalcin like 1. The transcript is spliced from 5 exons. Gene Ontology annotation, molecular function: calcium ion binding. Lineage: Eukaryota; Metazoa; Chordata; Mammalia; Rodentia; Muridae. The record is from RefSeq and is a predicted model, not a curated record. Bases 1173 to 1754 code for a protein of 193 amino acids.